AUGGCCUUCGCUACCGUGACCAGCUUGGACUGCGGAAGCAACUCAUCAAAACAGCAUCCGACCACCGUUUGGCCCUCGCUACCGCCCUCUCCUACUUCCAUUCCUUUCACGAUGUCGGCGUGGCUUCCGCAAUUUCGUCGACGAGGAGCUCGUUCUAGGCACCUAAUAUGCUUCCCCUGGAUGGCUGGAUCCCCUAUUCUCACCUUCCUCAUAGUGACGACAAAUCUAAACCCAGUUCCAAAUACUCUUCUUGCACAACCUCGAUUUUCCAUUCCUUCGGUAGUGAUGACAGCUACCAUGGUAAGACCCAACCCAAGAAGAUUAAGAAGAAGAUUAAAAACCACAACCACGAAUUUCACGGGCACGAUGAAGAUGACGAAGAUUGAGAAUCAGUCUCCGCAACUGGUGGAGACGGCGAGGGAGCAGAGGGCGGAGCGGGGCGGUAGGUGGAGGAGAGGUACAAGAUUAGGGAUUUAG
Linum trigynum is the source of this 477-nucleotide messenger RNA. Lineage: Eukaryota; Viridiplantae; Streptophyta; Magnoliopsida; Malpighiales; Linaceae. The record is from the annotation of a GenBank genome assembly.